GGACAAUCCUCAUCAGUACCAGCGGAGCCCCCGGAGCUUCCCACAGACCGGCCUUUCAUCCCGACAAAGCGAGCCGCAGCCUCCAGCCUCCGUCCUGCCCGACAUGAAACAGGCUCUGGCCGAACUGAUGAGGAUGAGCAGGAUAUGCCGGAUGGUAUUUGCCACUUGUUUGGGAUCCUUUAUUCUGGUCAUCUUUUAUUUCCAAAGUAUGUUCCAACCAGUCAUGCGGAGGAACCCCUUUGUGGUGGAUGGCUGCUGUAGGAAAGGGUCCCGCAAUGCCCUGCAGGAGCUCUACAACCCCACACAGCCGGAGUUGUCAGGAGCUGCUGUCCUCCACCAGGCCAGGAGGGAUCAGGUAGUGGACGCCUGUCGAGUUUACAGUGCGUCCAGUCGUAAGCGGAGAGUCCUGACACCUGGCGACCUCAAACACCUAGUGGUGGACGAGGACCACGAGCUUAUCUACUGCUAUGUCCCCAAGGUGGCCUGUACCAACUGGAAGCGCGUUAUGAUGGUUCUCACAGGCCGGGGCAAAUACAGUGACCCAAUGGAAAUCCCUUCCAAUGAAGCUCAUGUUCCCUCCAACCUGAAGACGCUGAAUCAGUACAGCAUUGCUGAGAUCAACCACCGCCUCAAGAACUACCUCAAAUUCCUCUUCGUUCGUGAGCCCUUUGAGAGGCUGGUCUCUGCGUAUCGCAACAAGUUCACCCUCAAGUACAAUUCAUCUUUCCACAAGCGCUUUGGGACCCGCAUCGUCCGACGCUACCGCAAGAACGCCACGCAGGAAGCCCUGCUCAACGGGGCUGACGUCAAAUUCAAGGAAUUUGCCGAGUACCUGGUGGAUCCGGCCACACAGCGCGACGGCCCUCUCAACGAGCACUGGCAGACCGUCUACCAGCUGUGUCACCCGUGUCACAUCCAUUACGACAUGGUGGGCAAGUACGAGACGCUGGAGGAAGAUGCAAACUACGUCUUACGUCUGGUGGGUGUUGGCGAGUCUCUGCGCUUCCCGAGCUACGCCAAGUCCACUCGCACAACAGACGCCAUGACGGCUCAGUUCUUCAGCAAUAUCAGCACUCAGCAGCAGAUCCAGCUCUACCAGCUUUACAAGUUGGACUUCCUCAUGUUCAACUAUUCCAUACCCAGCUACCUGCGGCUGGACUAAUGGAGGUCAGAGCUGGGACUCUGAGAGUGGCUACCAACAAUAAGAGCGAAGGGCAGAAUUUUUUUGGAAGCAAACUUGAUUUAUUAAACUGUCGUACCUUACAGGUUUGAAAUUGGUAUGUAAACAGGUGCUGAAAGGUGGAGGUGAUGCGUGUUUGUGUGGUGUAAGUCUGAAGAUCUUCAAUCAGCAGAUACAGAGGGCACUGAUUGGAUGAGAAUGUGGGCUGAAUGGACCAAACGCAUGCAAAGAGAGAAAUGUGUGGGUGAAGCAGGUCUUCAAGGUGUUUAAAAAGGGGAGCUUAUCCUCAGAGGAUGGACUUGAAGAGGGAUUCUCCUGAUGAUGUUCGCUACAUGUUUAAACAAAGUGCAGACAAAUUAGGCUGCUUCAGAUUCUGCAAAGCAAACAGCGGCCUCGCACGCGCCCUGACCCCAAUGCAUCGUGGGAACUAAGCUUAUCUCCCCCUCCCCCUGAUCAAUAGAGAAACUCCGUCAAAUUGUAAAACACAGUUCAUGUCCUUCUGCGCUGUCAGCGUGGUGAGUUAGUGCCCAUUACCCUUGCCCUCAUUAGAUUCAUACAUUUCAGAGGGAAAUUGGCUCAUCACCACCUCAAGGAUGCCCUGUAAUUGAUGGCUACUGAUUUCACUCUCAAGACCUCUACAGCUGUACCUGGUGGUGUAGCCUUCAGCCAAAAGUUCGAACAAAACAAAUCGGGACUGCUUUCUGUCAAUACGGUGUUGGCAGAAGAGACUCCUUCCCUGAGGACUCGGUGACAUCAGAGACUCCUGCUGCUGCUGUGAAGUAUGGAAGUGCUUUUUAAACCAUCGCCUGUAACACCCAGCAUCCCUAACAUUCUGAACUACAGGACGAGGUUAGAAAGGUAUGGGAGCGCUCCUGAGGACGGGCUCACCAGCUGUGAGCCACAAGUCUGCCGAAAGAAAAGAGACGCCUGUGUGGUUGUGAGGAGGGUUAAAGGCACUGGAUCUCAUAGCCACCGAGUCCCACACAGGGGCUCCGUGGACACACCCAGGGCCCACAAGGCCUGCUCCAACAACCAAACAUGUCUUUUAGUAAAUUAAGAUUAUCCUUUUGUCUUCAUGCUUAUUCUUAUUUUUAUUGUCUUAUGAAUCAUUGCUGCGAGCAGCAAUAACAAAAUAAUAUUUAAUUUGCUUUGUUGGUUAAUCUAAGAGAAAAAAAUUUAAUAUUUGUUUUCCUGAGCUGAUGAACAUUUUAGGACAUUUUUAAACUUGGACUGUUGUUACGAGUUUUGUUUCUUCAUGCUGGUUUCUUUUUUCACAGUUUGCCUCUGAUACAUUAUCAGUGCAUCGCAGCAUUUCCAUGUCUUAAGGAUGUAUGGUACACUUCAUCCCGUGGCUUUGUCCUUCUGUGCCUGACAUCAUCACACAUUUAUGGGUUAGUUUGCAUUUACUGUUCUCAAAGAUUGCUGCCAAAAUGGUUGAGAGCCUCAGAGAGCCACAGUCGGUGUUCAGUGCACAUUACUGCCAUUAGGCAAAUUCAUGAGAAGAUCCCCCCUCAGUCUCCACCUCACACAUACAGCCACAACCUGAGAGCUGCUUCUCUCAGUGUACAUAUCAGCAACUGACUGCCUCAUCACAGAGCCAGACUGUAACCCAUGCUGUACUGGGAUUAAUGUUGGCAAUGUCAAGGUUAAUAACUGCACUCCUCGUACACACAGUAUAGUCGAAACCUCUCCAGCUUCAGAGUAAGUAAAACAGACAUUUCUUGUAAAAUCUGCAUCUCUUUGUUGCACGUGACGGAACUAGAAAUAUCUCCAGCAUUAGUGCGUAACUGUACCUCUCUGACUGUCCGUUACACUGAGAGGAACAAAGCCCCAGUCUGAAAGGAAAACUGAAGUGCUUUAUUUCCGUAGCUCUGUGGGUAGUGAUAACAUUGAACUCACCAGACUCAGUGUAGAGAAUCUGGAUUGCCAAAUGGUAAAGUCCUGGAUCCCACAAGGCCCAGACUCUGUGUGGGACGAAUGGCUAGUGGUGAUUUGAUUAACUUUGCCUGGAGAUAUGGGAAUAUGCAUCACUACAGAACAUUAUCAGGUGAGGUAAUUGGAAUGUAUGUGUGGCACCAUCAAGCACAGUAUCAUCUGUGUCCUACUCAACCUAAAUCAUGCUCAGUGUCAGCUGGAAUUAGCUCCAACCUUCUGAAGGACUCUAAAAAUGAGAUGUUAGGUGUAGCUAAUGAGUGAUUGGUUGGAUGGAUUGGUGAGGGCUUUAAAGGUGGAAUAAGCAAGUUUAAUCUAAUACAGCUUAUGUCAAAUCCAGUGAAUAUCUCCUCGUAGUCUGCUAGCUAUUUGUCCUGUGUGUGUGCUAGACAAAAUUUAGUGUUUGUUCGCAGUCCUGGAUCUGUAAAUGUGAAACAAAUAGCACUAUAGCAGUGUGCACAGUACAUGGGGUAAGAGAGGAGGCGACAAGGUGGGGAAAGAGGCACGCCACCUCUAAGGUGUGUCUUGAUUUACUACCCGAUCUUAAAGCCCUGAUAAAGAUUUUUAGAAAAUGCACAAAGAAACACGACUCUCUGAAUAACAGAGGAGGGAUGAAAUGACAUGCAAUAUGCAGUACAGGUACAAUAUGAAGACCCACAAUUACAAUAUUCUGUCAUUUAAGUACACAGUUAAUAUUGUUCAGACAUACACUACUGUUCAAAAGUUUUGGGUCACUUAGAAAUGUUCUUAUUUUUGAAAUACAAGCAGUAAAUGUGCUAAAUGACUAUUGUAGCUGGAAACGGCUGAUUUUUAAUGGAAUAUCUCCAUAGGGGUACAGAGGAACAUUUCCAGCAACCAUCACUCCUGUGUUCUAAUGCUACAUUGUGUUAGCUAAUGGUGCUGAAAGGCUCAUUGAUGAUUAGAAAACCCUUGUUCAGUUAUGUUAGCACAUGGAUAAAAGUGUUUUCAUGGAGAACAUGAACUGUCUGGAUGACCCCAGACUUUUGAACAGCAGUGUAAAUGUAAAGUGUAGUAAAUCAAAGAGAAUACAGUAUAAAAACAUCUAGGUUGAAGACUUUCUUUUUUCAGCUGAUACUGUGCUAAUGUGCUGCAUAUUCCUUUAUUAGUUUUUGUCCAGUCAAAUUACCACACAGUACGUCUGUAUAGGUGCGUUAUACAAAAUGCUUUAAAGGUAUUCCAUUCAGGUUAUUUCAAAAAAGAGAUCGGCCAUUCUACAGAUUUAACACAUCAAGCUCACUUUCCUCAUCACUGUUUGUGUCGCUCAAAAUGUGAAGAGUUACAUGGUCUUGUAUGUCAUAGAAGGAGCUCUGCACUCCUGAAGAUGUUACUGGAAAGUCAUCAGCAUUAUGUGGUUCCAGUGAUGGUGUCAUGGUGAAUGACAUGUUGUAUUUACCAGACUAAAGCUAAAACAGUGUUAUAGGGCUGCACUGGGGGCAGUAGGACUUAGUGUCUGCUAUUGCUGACUUAGACUACAGGUCAGGAUAUCUUAGCCUUGGCUGCUUUCAUCGUUUUUAAAUGUCCCCCAGGUUUUGGAAGUGCAAUAUGAAAUAUCUGCAGUAUCACCUGUCAAGUCAGUUGUAAAUAAACUGUGCAACUUGAAAUGUUUCUGAUAGAUAGUUUACUUUGAUAUUUUAAUUCUGGACUGAUGUUUGGUUGGCUAGUGCUGCAAUUCCAAGUUUGCUUUUCUUGUGGUGAUGCCUUGUCUGUAAAAUGAAGCUGGUGAGUGAAAUGUCAGCAAAACUAGUGGUCUAAUGACCUCAGAUUAUGAAGAGACAUAUAUUUCCUUCAGGGACAAAUUCUGGUGGGUGUUUUAGCUGCAAACCUCUUCUUUUAGCUUUUGAAGUAUUAUUACUGUACAUAUGUGCACAUGCCUGUGUGUGGGGUUAUAAUGAGAGAACAGCCUUAUUUUUCCUUUUUUUUUUUUUUGCCCCCGCACAGACAUCUGGCACUAAUAAAGGAGAAGCUACCAACCUGGCCUGUAGCCCUGGCCCUGGUCCUCAUGCAGAAACAAUGGUUUUGUUCUCAGCACGGCCUCAAAAAUACAACACAUGCAUAUUAGCACUAAUGCCAUGAAGCAUCUUACUCAGCAGCUGCAGAACUGGACACGGGCAGGAACACCUCUCCACUUUAGCUCAGUGUCUGAGGCUGAGCUUAAACUGUUCAUUUAGCCUCCAGAAUGGAAGAGCAACGAUACACAAAGGACCUCUUAGCCCGCAAACAAGCCAUUACAGAGAUCUCUCCUUCUCCUCGCACCAUUUUCUCCUUUCCCACCUCGCUCCUAAAGUGGCCUCCUGUAUUAAGAAAACACAAGCAAGUCAAAGUCGAUGAUCCCUUCUGUCGUUGAAGGGAAAGGGCAGCCAGCUCAAACAAACAGAGCUGCUAAAAAAAUGCCCACAGGGAAUCAGACAAGCAGUGAGAGGCCUCAGCAGACUCUGCCCAGGAUAAAACCCAGCAGCCUCACUUGGAGUGUUUUUGUCCCUAUUCUUAACUCCACAGUCUGCAGGAGAUGUGUUCACUGGCCAGCCGUCUGACUGUGUAGGAGGCUUUAUAUUCAAGUCAAGCCGAUGGGUAUGUUUACGCUGUUUUUGAACGACGUCUAGUAUUAGACUGAACUACAUAUUUGCUUUCUUUUGCUGAAAGGAACACAGGAAGUCUUCUAAACAUAUCUUACGAUGUUUUCCCCUCAAAGAGGAUUGGAUGAUGAAAUGUGUGUUUAUUUUGUUACUGAUGCACAGAUUAAUACAUUUUGUAAAUACAGUAAAGAAUAAUGUCACAGGCAGGGAAACACCAUUUAAAGUGAUGGUUAGGUAUUCACAGCAUUUGGGUUCCUGCUGAGAAAUAGAUUAGAAGAUUGAUUCUACUCAUAUGUUUCCAUCUCUACUCCGUCAAGAACGCAGCGAAGUUAUGUGACGAUCGGCGUUGGUUUGUCUGUUUGUCUGUCUGUUAGCAAAAUUACUUAAAAACGGAUUAAUGGAUUUGGAUGAAAUUUUCAGGGAAGCUCAGAAAUGACACAAGGACCAAGUGGUUAGAUUUUGGCAGUGAUGCUGGUACGACUGAGCAGCCUUGGUGUAGUACUGCGCUCUCUGAGGGCUUUUCUUGUUUAUAUAUGGAGCUACAGCUAUUAGCCAGUUAGCUUAGCUUAGCAUAAAGACAGGAACCGGGAUCAAAUGAAGAAACCAGAUGCAGGAUAAGUUGAAAAUUCAGACCAGCAAAGUAACAAAAUACAAGAAAAGCAAAAUGACAGACAAGAGCAAAUAUGUCAGAAUGUGGAAAUCGUCAGAUAAAAAAAUGUUUUAUAUGAAAAUAAACCAAAAUCAAAUACAAUCAAUCGAAUACUAGACUAAAAAGGUAGGUUUUGGGUUUGGUUUUAAAAAUAUGAACAAUCUCAGCUGCCCUCUGGUCUUCAGGAAAUGCGUUCCAGACAUGUGACCCAUAAUAACAAAAAGUUGCCUGGUUGUGGGUUUUUGUUUUGCAUUUGGAUAUAAUUUCAAGGUCGCUACUAAAGACCUGAGGGUUCUAAAGCGUUCAUAGUAAAUUCAGUGAAUACAUAGAGCCAAGACCAUUAAGAGCUUUAGAAACCAAUAAAAGGAUCUUAAAAUAAAUUUUAAAGCAGACCAACAACCAAUGCAGAGACUAAAAUUGGUGUAUUGUGCUCUCUACUUCUGGUCUUAGUCAACAUAUACGCAGCUGAGUGCAGCUACUCAUAGAAGUGGACUUCCCUCCUAACCCUAAUGGAAUUUAAUUGUAAUAUUAACAUUUAAAACAACGUAACAUUCUUCCAUGUAAGUCCUCAUGCUGCUGUUCUACAGGACAGUCAUGCCUGUAUGAGCAAUGAUAACAGUAAGUAAGUUUAGUGACUAUUUGGUCUACAGAGAUAUAUCUUGCAGAAAUAAACAACCUUGGCGGAGUACUGCGCUCUCGGAGUAUUUUUCUUGUUAACAAGAGUGGUACAAGUUGAGCAUCAAUCUUCUUACCUAACUCUCAGCAAGACAGCAAAGAAGUGUGUUCCUUAAAUGUAAAUGUACAUCUUUAUAUCAGAUGAAUUCUACAGAAAAUGCUUUCUGUAGCUCCAGGGGUUUUAUUUUUCUUCAUUUUUAGCAUCAGCCACGCAACAUUCAAUAAACAUAUUUAAAAUCUUAUUUUCAUAUCAUCAGCACAGAGGGACAAAGCCAGGACCAUUUUUUAUACUUCUUCUCUGCCUGUUACAUGUGGGACAUAUCUACAGUGGCAGUGCAGGAUGUUUUUGUACAGUGUAGACAUGAUGUCAUUCAUUCUGUUGUUCUUUGAGCUGUAUGUUUGGAUGUGAUAUCGAUUCGUUGCUUUCGGUAGCCUCACACACACACAGACACACACUGCCAUUGUGUGGCACUCUUGUUUCUCUGUGCCUUUCACUCCCAGCAGCACAGAGACACUGGAAAGACUCAGAGCAGCUUCUGUCUGUGGUCACCUCAGGCAUCAGGACGGUGACUCACAACUCAGAUGCAAUCAGAAAACGACUGGAACCACUCAGACCUGAAACCGAUUCUACACUCCAUUUAAUGUUUGUUUCAUAUGGAGGAAAUGAUUACAAAAUUGAUUUUCUUUCAUUUAAUGUCUAAUUUAGGAAUGCUAAAUUACCAUAGUACAGCAAUGAGUUUGCUAGUUUCAGCUCACAGAUACAGAAGUUAAAUUAGUGGGUCCGGUUGAUGAUUAGCCAGAUUUGUUCAUAGCACAAAAGAGAUUGAAAAAGGUUUCAUUUUCACAGCCUUUAUUCCAGCUGAAAAAUUCAUACUUUCUGUUAUUUGGUUUGCUAUCUUUGUCCGCUUGACAAACUUUCGACAGUACAGAGCAAAGCAGCCACUUUGCAACGGUAACACCUAGAAGGCCGUGUGUUUUACUUGAAGAGCACUCUAUUCACGCUCCUAAAAUUCAGUUUUCACAGGACAGAGUCCCACAGUACUUAAACACUCAUGUAUCCACACACAGUUCAGCUUCUGCAGAGGCCCGUGUGACUGCAGCCAGACGAUUAACAAGCUGAGAAAAGCUCCGACUCCCUGCUGUCUCCUGGGCCCUCAGGUCAUGUUCACACUAAUGCGGCUGAAUGUUCUCAAACACGGAUAAGAACAGUCCCAUGUUUGAGGGGAGAAUGCUUUAGUGUAAUUGUCAUGUGACCCACCUUUGACACCCUUGACUCACACUGCUCUUAACUCCGUACACCAUAGGAAAAACUUUGUAAAAAACUGUCAAAAGUCUCAUUGUGCAGAUCAAAAAUGAGUUUACUUUUAGAGGAAAUUUCGGCUGAUUAAAACAUGGAUCACAUCUUCAGCUUUUGGCCUCCAAAUACAAAACAAUGCCACAAUUGAGUAAUGAGGAAGAUACAUAAGCAGCCACAAGAAUUUAAAAAAUGUAAACUAUUUAUCCAGGUUAUGUACACCACUUUAUGUAAAGAUAAAGUACAAGUGACUCAGCUGUAUACUAAUCAUAAAAUCCCUUGUUGCUCAGAUAAACUGUGUGCAUAAAUAUAGCCAUCUGAAUUACUGCCCACUUUUCAUAUUUAGUUAAUAAAACCUUCCUGUUGUUGUGCCUAAUGAGGGCUAUUUGGUAUUGAUAGAAACAGCUGAUCAAUCAAAACAAUAGUCUGUAUGUAAAAGAUGGAUGUAGACCUCCAGUGUCAAAAGUGAAAACAAUAUUUAAGUGCCUUAAAGCUGCGUACUUUCUAACAGCCAGCAGGGGGCGACUCCUCUGGUUAUGUAAAAAAGUCUGAUUAUAUUGAAGUGUAUGAGAAAAUUUGCCUAAUACUCUUAUGAUUUGUGGCCUCAGUAAACAUUUCACUAACAAGUUUAUGGUCUUAGUCACUAGUUUCAAGUGUCUCUCAACACAGCAUGGCAUAAUUCCUUUAUUGUUAUCGUAAGGUGUAGAGUGAAAUAAAUCCCUAAUCCUUUGAAAAUAGAACAUAUAGAGAUCUAAUAGUAUGUACAAAUGUAGUCCAUGAAAACAGUGAUAAAGCUUAUUGUUGUAAGGAUCAGCAUGAUGUUCAUUUUGUAAAUUGUGGUUCCAUUUAGAGUAAAAUAGACAAUAAAGCAUUGUAUGUUGUGCAGAGGUGCUGCUUUCUGACUGACAGGUCACUACUGUAUCAUCAUGCAUCAUGUCCUCAUCAGUUGUUUCUUAAUUGGAGUUUGGUUAAGUUUAGGCACCAAAACCACUUGGCUGUGUUUAGGACAAGAUUUUGAUUUCAGUUAAAAUAAAACCUGUCAUUAUAUUUACCACAUUACGAAGGUCUGUUUUGAUAUUAUAGGUGUUAUACUCUGUUUAUCAAUGAUCAGAGCGGGUGAUGGUGAGUCUACUGAGCCUACCAGAAGCUAGAGGAGGUCCCUUCAGCCCCUUAUAUGUAGGAAUGAUGUGCAUUGAUAUUGGGGAAAUUAAUGGGCUAAUAACAGCAAAGUCAGGUCCGAAAAGUGACAGUUGUUGCUCUGUUGUCCUGACAUCACCAUGCCCCAAGAACUCAGCAAGUAACUUGAAGAAAAUAAUAUUUUUAUCACAAAUAUAACAAAUAUAUUUAUAACAAAUAAUUACGCCAAGUGUACAAGACCGAGGCUCACUUUCUAAUAAACUGAACUGAAAACUGCUACACUUACAUGAUCUCUACCAAGAAUCUUUCUGCUGUCUUUGAAAAGGUCUUAGUUGCACAGUGUACAGAGUAGGAUGUGCCCCGUGGGACACACUUAACUGAUUUUCUAAGUGUGGGCGGAAGGCUUCGUCCAUGCUCACAGAGCUUUCAGAUUUGUCCACAUUCCAGUGGCCGUGGCCUCAGCCGUCCCGCCAGGUCUCCAGUGUCUCUGUGUUGCCCUGACAUCAUGUAGGUCCUCCUGCAGGGGUCACACACCUCCUUAGGUUCCAGCUGCCUCCUGUGCUGCUGUAAUCUGUGUGUGUGUGACCUUUGAAGGACGAGUCCGAAAUCAGCUGCAUCUCGUACUCGAUUUAUUCAUCAGCAUUUCUCACAUGCAUGUUAAAUGCUCUUGUGCUGUAUCUACAUACAAGUGAGGUGGCUGGAUGGCAGCUGUGUGUAGGUGGUGUGUGUGCAUGUGCGUGUGUGUGUGUGUGUGUGUGUGUGUGUGUGUGUUAACACUGUGCUGUACCCGCUCUGCCUUAGAGGGAAGGUCUCCAAGGAAGGCGAGACACUCAUUCUAACGUGCGCCAUUUAUUUAUUUAUUUAUUCUCAGAUAAACUACCCAUACUGCUUCAUCGCUAUCGCCAUGGAAACACACCUAAACUCUCUGUAUCUCACUUUUCCUCCCGGGACAGCCUCUCGCUGUUCUGUUUUACUCUUCAUUUUCAGGCGUACUUACCAAAACCAUGAAUAAUUGACUGUGUACUGAACACUGAGUGUGGGAGAGUGGAGGAUCCUCCAGCAGCGCGACCCGUGGUUCAUUCUGUCUGAUGUUUUCACAAUAAAGUAACACUGAAACUCA
This is a messenger RNA of Acanthochromis polyacanthus (spiny chromis), 10581 nucleotides long. It is a transcript of the gene chst11, whose product is annotated as carbohydrate (chondroitin 4) sulfotransferase 11. NCBI's taxonomy places the organism in Eukaryota, Metazoa, Chordata, Actinopteri, Pomacentridae. The transcript is spliced from 4 exons. Gene Ontology annotation, molecular function: sulfotransferase activity. Gene Ontology annotation, cellular component: membrane. The coding region runs from base 104 to 1162 and encodes 352 amino acids. Gene Ontology annotation, biological process: carbohydrate biosynthetic process; proteoglycan biosynthetic process. The record is from RefSeq and is a predicted model, not a curated record.